This is a messenger RNA of Lolium rigidum, 592 nucleotides long. RefSeq lists its product as uncharacterized. Lineage: Eukaryota; Viridiplantae; Streptophyta; Magnoliopsida; Poales; Poaceae. The record is from RefSeq and is a predicted model, not a curated record. Bases 253 to 492 code for a protein of 79 amino acids. The transcript is spliced from 2 exons.
CGUGAAGGUGGAGUCGUGGUGGAGGGAAGGGAAGCGUACCAAACCAGUCAAAAUCCGAUUCCAGCCGCCACACCUCCCACCAACCACAAACCCGCCUUCCAAAUCCCGACAAGGCAGCACGACACCACCGCGUCGCAGCGCGGCUUCAACUUGAAGGCCAAACCCCCACGCCGGCGGCCACCGCAUCGCCCAUCUCGCUGCUAGGAUCCCGCCGGGCCGCCGCGCGGGUUCGGCCGGGGAGGAGGCGGAGAGAUGCGGCGGUCGUCGAGCGGGGCUCGCGUGUCGGAGGGAGGGGACGCGGCCUCGUCAUCGGCGGGCCACCACGGCGACGACGCGGCGCUGCCGACGUUCGACCCGCAGUCGGCGGCGGGGCGGCGGGAGGCCGCGCGGACGCGGGCGCUGGGGCGCGCCGUGCACUGCAUCCCGGUCCUGCUGCUCUUCUGCGUCCUCGUGCUCUGGCUCGCCUCCACCUCCCCGGUCCACAUCGACUGAUGAGGGUAUGGCAAGUGGAUCCAAAAUCUGGUUUCCAGAGUUCCGCAAAAAGUACAUUGAAGUAGAUAAGAAAUGAUCACGUAGUACACCUACCAAGGGG